This is a messenger RNA of Cataglyphis hispanica, 1597 nucleotides long. RefSeq names its product protein phosphatase 1 regulatory subunit 7-like. Bases 538 to 1560 code for a protein of 340 amino acids. The transcript has 5 exons. NCBI's taxonomy places the organism in Eukaryota, Metazoa, Arthropoda, Insecta, Hymenoptera, Formicidae. The record is from RefSeq and is a predicted model, not a curated record. Gene Ontology annotation, molecular function: protein binding.
CAAGCAACAUGAGCAAACCUAUUAUUUAUUAUAUCGUUAAGUUUUUGAUUGAUUUUCCUGUGCAUGUGCAUUAAUACAUUAUGGCAAAUUUGAAUUGCCGUACGUCAGAUGACUCCGUAUUUGGCGCCCUUUUUUUUGAUAUUGUGGAACAUCUGAUACGCCCGAUACUUGGCGUUCUUGAAUAUCAUGCUUCAUUUAGCGUUUGAUUGAUUUGUUAUUUAUAUUACAAGAGAGCUUUUAUGUAUGUGGGUUAUUUCUCUUUUCUAAGUGUGAUUUGAGCUUCUUUACCUCUCUGUCGUUUCACAUAAUACAGUAUUUAUAAUAUUGUGUUAUAACAUUUUGAGAGAGAGGGAGAGAGAGAGAAAGAGAGAGAGAGAGAAUCGCUAAUGGAUUAUAGUGCGUUAUCAAAAAUAUCAGCUAACAAAAGGUUGACAUAAACAUCAGUGAUCUUGUGUGAUUUUAAUUAAUAACAGCCAAUCGUUUAUUAUAUCUUUACUUAUUCAUUAUACCAUCACCUUUCAUCGUGCUUCUCCAAUAAUGGCUAAUCAUGAAGAAGAUAAUUUAGAAGAAGAUUUAGAAGAAAAUUUAGAAGAAGACAAAAGUGAAGGUUCCGCCAAAAUGGUAGUUCAAAACGAGAGAGAGGAAUCUGAGGAGCCUGACAAAAUAUUAAUUAUAGAUCCUAAUAGUGAAGAACUAGAUUUCAACCAUUCAAGAUUAACCAAACUGGAAAAUCUAGAGCCACUGACACAAAUACGCAGAUUAUGCUUUACAUGGAAUCUUAUAAAGAAAAUAGAAAAUCUUGAUACGCUUACUACUUUGGUGGAAUUAGAUUUGAGAGAUAAUCAAAUUAGGAGCAUAGAAAAUUUAACUGCACUUGUGAAUCUGGAAUUUUUGGACUUAUCAUUUAAUCGCAUUAAGAAGAUAGAAGGAUUAAACAAUUUAUUAAAUUUACAAAAGUUGUUUUUAACAUCUAAUAAGAUUUUACAUAUUGAGAAUGUUUCACACUUGACAAAUCUCACAUUACUGGAAUUAGGUGACAACAAAAUACGUGAAAUUGAAAAUCUAGAGGGUCUCCAAAAAUUGACCAAUUUAUUUCUCGGUAAAAACAAAAUUACCAAAAUUCAAAAUUUGGAAAGUUUGGAAAACCUCUCAUUAUUAAGUCUACAAAGUAAUCGGAUUACAAAGAUUGAGAAUAUUGAGAAAUUAAAAAAAUUGGAUCAAUUAUAUUUAUCUGAAAAUGGUAUAACAUGUAUAGAAGGCAUAGAAAAUUGUCCAGAAUUAACAAUAUUAGAUCUGGCUAAUAAUAAAAUCAAAAAAAUUCAAAAUAUAAAUCAUCUUAAUAAUCUUGAAGAAUUCUGGAUGAACAAUAAUGAAAUUGAAGACUGGAAUACGUUGGAUAUUUUAAAAGCCAAUAAAAAAUUACAGACUGUAUAUUUGGAGCAUAACCCUAUUGCAAAGGAUCCAAAUUAUAGAAGAAAAAUUAUGUUAAUUUUGCCAUGGCUUGAACAGUUGGAUGCAACUCUUUGUAAGAGAAAAAUAGACCAACAGUGGAGAGAAUAACGAUAAGUAAAAUACAGCAGAUGGAAAUUUAAUGGAA